UAACGGUUCAGAAGGGGGCGUGGUUUAAAAAUCCCGCAAUCCCGAUUGGCCCCUCCCCUCCUAUUGCUAUGGAUUAGCGAGCAGUUUAGUGAUGUCACAUGCAGGCGCCGCAUUUCCGGCGGAAAGUGAACGGCAAGCACUAGGCAGGGUGACAGUGUUGAACCCUUGUCAACGAUGCUGAGGCGUCGCGUGAGAUGACGUAAAGGCACUUCCGCUGCUCCAUCCCUCUUCUCCGGUCGGCUUUGAAUGUACUUCCGUGAAAUAACAAGUGGCGCCUCAGUGAAAUUUGUCCGCUAAGCGGCUCCGUAGGGUCAUUUCCUGUUUUGGCGGCGGUUUCCAAGGCGACAGUGGGACGCCCGAAACAUGCUCGGACCGUAUGACUGUGAAUGGGAAGGAUUUAUGUUCAAGAAAGUGGGAUCCUGCCCCUGAUAACAAUAUCCAUACAGUUGCGUGGUCAAUGACUUGUAUUCUCGGGGCUUGUGGCUCUCUUGGGUCAUCAAUGGAGCCUCCAGGGGCUGAACCUUAGUCUCUUCAAUGUUGAGGUCCUCCUCCCAAUUUCAGAAUGGCUACUCCAUCGCCGAACCCUCCACCAGACCUCCCUUUUGCUGCCACCUUGUUCCUGCCCCUCCCCGCCAUCGUCUUCUUGGCUGUUGGCUCCUACCUUCUGCUCCUGAUGCUGGUCCUGAUCCUGCGACAGUGCCUGCUGGCCCGCGGCCUUUGUGCCAACUGUUGUUCGUGCCAAAAGGGGUCUUUGCCAAGCGUGUGUGAAUGUUGUUUGGCCUGUGCGGAGUCAUGUGACUGUGCCCUCCCUUCCCCAACUCGCUGUCUGGAUGACUGCUGCCGCUGCACUAAUGGUUUGGACAUGAGGUCUUGCUCCACCCUGCCCAGCUGGUGUCCACUCUGUGACUGUGCUUGUGCCUACCAGCCCCCGGACUGUCAGAGCAUCAAUUGCAUUUGCUUCGAGAUCAAAUUGCGAUGAGGGGCUCCCAGUCUGAAUAUUAAAGGAAAUGAUGCCUAUGAUGUAGGGACAUGGGAGAGGUCUUUGCUCUAGCAAUUGAUGUCUUUGCUCUACCCAUGCCUGGCAAACAAGGAGUUCCUCUUCCUGUUUUUUAAAACUAUUCUGACGCUUUUUGCUUUUUGUAAUGCCUGUUUGUGAUUAUUGUUUUUAUAAAAGCUACACUUUAUAUA
Molecule: messenger RNA, 1188 nt
Organism: Sphaerodactylus townsendi
Lineage: Eukaryota; Metazoa; Chordata; Lepidosauria; Squamata; Sphaerodactylidae
Product: guanine nucleotide-binding protein subunit gamma 4
Exons: 5
Coding region: 563-979 (138 amino acids)
Source: RefSeq, a predicted model, not a curated record